Punica granatum (pomegranate) is the source of this 579-nucleotide messenger RNA. NCBI's taxonomy places the organism in Eukaryota, Viridiplantae, Streptophyta, Magnoliopsida, Myrtales, Lythraceae. The record is from RefSeq and is a predicted model, not a curated record.
AUGGUGGCGCUUCAAUCUUUCCGACCCCAUAGCUUUUUAUUCUCCAUCCUCAUCAUAGUCUUCUUCUUCUCCUUCACCAUCUCAAUCUCAUCUGCCGCGACGGAGACAGUGCAGAAAGUCUGCAACCAAACGAGUUACUACCGCUACUGCGUCGCCACCCUCUACUCGGACCCAAGAACACCGAACGCUGACCCCUACUUCUUGGCCUACAUCUCUUUCGGCCUUGCCUACUUAAACGCCUCCAACUCGCACGACUUCUUCUCCCACGCGGUAAAUAACACCCGCCCACAUCACCAUAAGCUGGUCCAGAGCCUGACCAUCUGCCAGGAUGGUUACAAAAGGGUGGUCUCGGCCCUCGAGACAGCCUACGAGGACCUCAACACGGAGAGCUUUGCCAAGUUGGGAAGGCUGUCAAGGGUGGCUGGCCGUGCUGCGGAUAAGUGCAACCGUGCUUUCAGUGGUGUGGUGAAAGCGCCGGUGGGGUCGGCCGCACCUGCGGUGGCGGUCAGGAACAGAGACAUGAAGCGGCUGUCGGAGAUCUGCAGUGUGGUUUCAAAACUCCUCGGUGCUUCCAAGUGA